Messenger RNA from Stomoxys calcitrans (stable fly), 2071 nucleotides. RefSeq names its product glomulin. The transcript has a single exon. Bases 36 to 2021 code for a protein of 661 amino acids. The record is from RefSeq and is a predicted model, not a curated record. Gene Ontology annotation, molecular function: ubiquitin-protein transferase inhibitor activity. Gene Ontology annotation, cellular component: cytoplasm. Lineage: Eukaryota; Metazoa; Arthropoda; Insecta; Diptera; Muscidae.
CAGUGGAACUCCUUGUUCCACAAUUUGCUGCGGCCAUGAGUGAGGAUAAAAAGAAGCUGAAAUUGCUGCCAGAAUUGGAAUGUGGUGCUGGAGAGAUUGUUGCUGGUGUUGAUGAUGAUGACAAGCCGGCGCCGGUCGACGGUGGAGAAAAUCUAAAGGCUUUGGUGAAACAGCUGAUCAAAGAACGCCAAUACGAAGGGGUAGCCUUGUUGUUCACCACCGCCAGUGAGGCUCCUCGCAAUGUGGCCUUGUUGCGAGAAAUUUCCAUAGAUUUGUACAAUGACGUAUGCAAGGAGUAUUUGAACGAUGAGGUGUACAAAAAUGAUGCUCCACUGUUUUUCUGUGCCGAGGACUUGCUAAAGACCAUGGCCACUCAUGCUCCGCCCGAGGAAAUGCUAAUGGAGCUGUUGGAAUUGAUGGAGGAAAAUGAAAGCGAGUAUGUCUUCACAUCGGCCUUGAGGGCUAUGCAAGUGGUGCUGCUGCGCUUGGGCGAUCGCAAGUCCAUGUCCCUGGAAUGGGCCCUGGACUCCAUAUGGACCCGUUUGGCUAUGCUGCCCGAACCACAACAUCUCUAUGUGGGCUAUGAUGAGAAACAGAAACGAUUGUUGGAACAAGAUGAAGAGGUGAAAAACAUUUUAAUGCAUUACAUCACUUUGGCAUUUUUCUAUGAUCCAUUGAUCGAGGACAUUUGCUCUAAGCCACGCAGCGAAAAGGAAAUAUUUCGCAGCUGCAAGGCGGCAAACAGGCGUAACAUUAUGUGCUGCUUUCUGGUGGAUGUUUUGGGCAAACCCUUUGCCUUGUUGGAUUUAAGUUUUGACCGCCAGGCCGUAGAGGAUAAGAAGACCAAUACCUAUACCAUGCAAUGCGCCAGCUCCUUGGUCAAAGGCAUAACCAAGUGUUUGGUGGAUCCCUACUUUCUGCUCUCCUUUGUGGAGUUGAGAUCGCGAUGGAAGCGUCCCCUGGACGAAGAUACGGGAAUACACGAGAAUAGUUGUGCCAAUGUUUUCCUAAUCGAUGAUAAGAUACCUUUGGAUAGCCUGGCCAUCUACUAUUAUCUGGUCAUAGUGGAAGGUAUUUGUGUUGAGCAAGUACCGCGAGUCUACAAUCUCAUGUAUGUAUGUGAAAUGGGUAUCUAUUUGGCCCAAGAGCUGCUCAAACAAAAUCAUCCCGCCUUGCACGAUAAGGCCUUGCUUUUGGUGCAGAAAUUAAUCCAGAAUUUGGGACACAGACAAAUAUCUUCCUGCGACCUGGACUUGGAUAUACAUAAGGCGUUUUGUAAAACUCUUUGCCACUUGGUGGGAUUUUCGUCGCAAACUCAUUUGCGUCAGCUGGGCCUGAAAGUGCUGCGGCAGUACAUACUGGCCUUUGAUGAUGAGGGAAAAUAUUUAAUUUUAAAGAAUCUCAUGGCCACCAUCACUCAUCAUGGUUUGUGUGGUUAUUUGGCCACCAUUUACAAAGACCUGGUGUGCGAAGCUUUGAAGAGAACAACGACGUUACCCCAAACAUUUGCUGGCACAGAUUUUCGUUCGAUUGUUAUGCAAACCAUAUGUAAACUUCCCCAGGGUGUGGAGACGGAUCUGAUAGAUAAUUCCGAUCAGAUCAUUUCCACCUUAAAUGCUUUGCGUUUCUUUGCUCUCAAGGAUAACACAAAUCGCACAGGCUUCUGGUCUUUUGUGGCCGACAUUGAGGAGAAAUAUAUGACGCCGCUGCGUAAUGCUUUGGAUCUUUCCGAGGCCCAUUACAAGGCUGAGCUGAAGAAGGUACGCGAAGGUCGAGACGCCAAAGAAAUGGAACAAUUAAAAAUGCUGAAUAUUGCCAUAGGCAAUUCGGAAAAAGGCGCUGCAGAAGGUGGUGGCUUGGAUUUAGAGCUGGAUCGUGAUAAGAAAAUUGAAUUGCUCAAUCAAAGCCUGUGUACAUUCGAUUUGAUACGAAGUCUGUUGGGAAGGGUCGCUGAGUGUUUGGACCAGGUGCCCAAAAGCGGUGAUGGCCAACAACAACAAACUGAAACUUUUAAUACCUAAAUUUUGAUAAUAAUAAAUGAUAAUUUUUCUAAAAAACACACACACACACA